Triticum aestivum (bread wheat) is the source of this 882-nucleotide messenger RNA. RefSeq lists its product as uncharacterized. Lineage: Eukaryota; Viridiplantae; Streptophyta; Magnoliopsida; Poales; Poaceae. The record is from RefSeq and is a predicted model, not a curated record. The coding region runs from base 1 to 882 and encodes 293 amino acids. The transcript is spliced from 3 exons.
AUGGUUCCGGAUCUCGACCCCUUGCUCUCCCGCUGCCCGCGCUUGCGCACACUCCGGCUCGGGAGCAUUGCGGUUGCAGAUUACAGGGACGAGCUGAGGGUCAACUCGGCAUCGCUGCACGAGCUCGUCGUGGACCUCUCGCGCAACUGGACACGCCAUCGCCAUGUCAACAUCGUUGCCCCCAUGCUUAAGCAAUUGACUUUCUCAUUUGUCGCCUCGAGUGUCACCAUUUCCGUCAUGGCACCGAUGGAGGAGAAGGUCCGGUGGGACUGCUCGUACUGCACCUAUGACAGGGCGUCUAUUGUGUUUGGUCUUUGGCGACUCGAGCAGGUGACACUACAGACGGCAGAGAGACAAGGACAGCUCAAGAUUUGUAGCUCGCAUGCUUUACACAGUGAAGGGAACACCUUUGUGCAGGAGAUAGAGAAGCAUAUGAUUGCCGAGUUUUCUGUUUUGGAGCUACAUCUCAUAGCAAAUGGACAUGUUUUCGGAGCACUCAUGUUUCAUCUCUUAGGGGUGAUUCGGAUUUGUAGGUCUAUGCAGAGGCUGAAGGUUAUCCUAAAUAGAUCACAGGUGAAAGCAGAAUGCCCAUUUGGUUGUCCUUGUGAGCCUUCCUACUGGAGAUCCCAAACAAUCUCCUUGUUUGCUCUGGAGGAAGUGGAGAUCAACGGGUUCGAAGGAGAGGACCAUGAGUUUGAUCUAUUGAAACUGGUAUUCAAAUGUGCGCCACUGCUUAAAAAGAUGACAGUGAAGUUGUCACGGAAGGCCUCAGCAAGCACAAAGAUAUACAGCAUCUUCAAUGCAUAUUCGUCCGUGGAAUGCAAUGUUUAUCACAACUCCCGUGAGUAUAUUGUUUGGCAGGCAUUAUCAGCAUACUCCUAG